AUCCCCUUUCUGCUAUAGGACAUGGAGCUCGUAGAGAGCAAACCCCUUCAUUCCAUUGAGCACAGGUUCAGAGUAAACCUCGAAGAAAGAGCUGAUUCACCUUCGACUUGGUCCACACCUGUCAGCGGCCAAGGCUGGCGUUGUCGCUUAGAAGUGGAGCGACGACCCAAGGCGUAUACACUCCUGGUGAGUUUGGAUCUCACGGGGGUGGAUACCUCGUUAGGACCCAUUACAUUCUCCGUGUAUGGAGAGGCUGUCACUGCUGGAGAAGGCAAUGUCCCAAAUGUGACGUCUUUUAGCGUCGUCUCUGCCCGGACGGCAAGUCUUCCCAGUGGCAUACUCGGGCCUAUCGUUCGGGACGGGGUGAAAGGUGGAAAUGGGAGUGUGGACGUCAUCUUCGUAGUGUCCUACCCGACCAAGCCCUCGCGCAAAGAUCCUCAUUCACUCGAACUGUCCGCAACCCUGCGAAAGACCUUGCAUGCCACUAUACAUUCUGGCAGUUCUUUCGUCGAUACAAGGUUCUUUGCAUUUUCGCGACGACAGCGGCAGUCCGGCCGUAUAGGCACCCCCGUGGCUUUGUUCGCGAACAGUUCAAUCUUAAAGACCUCGUCGGAUUACUACGAGACGCUCCUCUCAGGCACAUUUGCCGAGUCGUCCGUGUCGGCCUUGAACGAUGACUUCCCAGCCCAUGAGAACGUUUUCGUGGAUGGGGACGACUACGGUUAUGAGUCGGACAGCGACCUCUCUGACUGUGAAACGCUCGCUGCGCCUGUGGAUGCGGCAGGCACACAGUCGGAGCAGAAUGGAAUACGGACGAAAGUCUCAUCUGGUCGAAGCCACAAGCAAAAGCAUGUAGACGCAGUCGAAGCAGAAAAGACGCGGGUGGGGCAGAACAGGUUGGCAACAGGUGAAAAUCGAAUUAUCGACCAGCGGUUUAUUCCCCUCGAUAAUAGAUCUUCAACUCGAGUCGAGAGUCUUACCAACGCCGACAGGUUAGGGCGAACGGUAAUAGUGAAAGAUGCUGCAGCUCGAACCUACAAUGCGCUCCUUUUCUAUCUCUACACUGGGGAAGUAACAUUUUCCCACCUGACCUCUUCAGGAAAGGGGAAGGAUAAGUCGAGCCAACCGGAGGAAUAUAAAGCUCCAGCUUGCUCUCCCAAGUCAAUGUAUCGCUUAGCUGAUAAGUUGGGGAUGGAGGAGCUACGGCAGCGUGCAUUGGAUGCUAUCAAAUUAGAUCUCAGCCUGAGAAACAUCGUGGUUGAAGCAUUCUCUAAGUUCACAGCUACCCCUGGCUUCCACGAAAUCAGGAAGAUGGAGAUAGCGCUGCUGAAGAUACUCCGCAGCACAUUAACAUUGGGAAUGAACGCUCGCUUUGACAAUAUGGUCCAGCAAGUCUGCCUGAUGCGUCCUUCAUCUCCACCCUCGUCGACGUCGGGGAGUCGCCGGAGGAAGCGAGCGUCUUCCGGCUCAUCAUCUCUGCUGGGAUCAACCUCCGAUAUCCCUACUACACCCAUGGACGCAUAUAGCGACUUGCAUGACAAUCGCCUUGGACGCGGUUUCUCGGUUAUCAAAAUGAAGCAGUCUGAUGGUGGACAUGGUGGUGGAAGAUUAGAUUCUGAAGAUGACCCUCCAAAUGAUGUGGUAUUGAAGACCGACACACACACAGAACCCCCGCCGUUGUGGUUAUGCAGCACAAUCGCCACGCUAGACCCGGCCCAUCCACUCCGCCUGAUUCUGCCUAAACGAGAUCCGCCUGCGUCUGCUGACCCUCUACCUCCUGAGGUGUCAUACGCAGAAGAGUCUUUACCUUCUACACCCUCCAACGGGGAACACGAUGCAGUAUUUGCUUUUGCCCCACCGGAUGACCGUGAAAUGCCUCUCGCCCAAUCUGCAAUCCCUGCUACUCUGGAUCAGGCUGCCGGGAUAUCUUACUCAAACCCUAUGAAGGUGAAGAACAGGCGAUCCAGGCCUGAAUUCUUGUCAGAUAUCGCUAGCGGCGGACCCGACCUGGAUGUCAUUUCUGAUCCGUCGCCCGCACUGCAGAGACCCUCGCCUCACGAAUCCUUCCCGAUGCCCACUCUCCGCUUCUCUGACAUAAUUACGUCGCCUUCUGCACAACUGCCUCCUGUUGUCGAUUCUCGAUUGCCUGUUCUUGGUGACCCUGAUAGGACUUAUGACCUCGGCGACGGCCCCUACGAGCUACCCGGACCUGCCUUUACUCAAUCAUCUCGGCGCAUGGAGCGACCGGGGUAUCCCUUGUCAUGCCGCUCUAGCUCGUUUAUCUCCAACUAUUCCAACGCCGCUAACACUCUGCUAUCUGACGACUCCCGACGUGGCAAUACGCUUGGUACUAAGCUGGCAUACGCAACUAAAGGAGAUCUAUUAGCUAGCUUACCUAGUCACUAUCUGGAGCCUCCAGAUAUGCCUGAGACUUUUGCUGCUCCGUCAAUCUCUGCUGGUGCCGGUAACUUACCUUACAUGCUUGACCUCGACAACGACCGAUUCUCCGGACUUACCCGCCUGAACAUUACAAAUGAUUUACUUCCUACCGAAAACAUUAAGACUGACGCCUUCUCGACACCAGGACCAGCCUACCUCGCGCCUCCUGGUGUUUACUUUGACUCACCUGUUGAAGACCCUCUAUAUUCUGACCCCAUUGAGCCGGACAAUUAUCAGCUAGACCUGGACAUAGACUACGAAAAUGUUGACUUUCAGUGGGCUCCCUUCUUCCGGAAGGGUUCUCCCUCCCUCGAGGGCGUAUACCAUCAGGACCAUGGACCAAAUCUCAUCGCAGUCUCGGUCGGGUCCUCUAAUCCAAGACGACGCGCGUCUUCUAGCAAGGCCUCUGAGAUAGUGCAGGCGAGCGCCGUGCAAGAAGAGUCACGGAAUGACCAAGGGGACUCUCCUUUUGUAGAUCUUGGCGAACAAUCUGACAUACCUAUGUCCUUUGGCGGCACUCCCGAGAAACAAAAGAAAGCAUUCGCCCCCGCUCCAGACAUCUUCAUAUCCCCUCUGCGGACCACUGACCAAGAUGAACCCCCUCAGACCACUGAACUCGCCCAUGAGUCCGCUGGGCAGCAGCGUCAUGGAGGGAUCCGUGAUGGAAAAGAUACCAGUAAGUUGACUAGACACCCGGGACCACGUCACGUUCAGGCCUUCCAUCCCUUCGGUUUCGAAGGAGACUUCUCUCCGGUUUCGACGUCAACCCCGCCCCCGUCACGACCCGUCAUGUUCUCGCUAGCCGCUGGGAAAGCAGCAAAUGGUCCACUAGCCAUUGGCACAACUAUUGCAGGCGCGGUCGCUGAUGAGCAGGACGUGGGAUUGGUCUCUUCCCAAGCUUCCAACGAUAGCAUCGAGUCUUGGACCAGUGCAACAAAGUAG
Gloeophyllum trabeum ATCC 11539 is the source of this 3381-nucleotide messenger RNA. RefSeq lists its product as uncharacterized. The coding region runs from base 22 to 3381 and encodes 1119 amino acids. The transcript has 8 exons. NCBI's taxonomy places the organism in Eukaryota, Fungi, Basidiomycota, Agaricomycetes, Gloeophyllales, Gloeophyllaceae. The record is from RefSeq and is a predicted model, not a curated record.